CUUCCCAGGGGACUGGGUCACUUGGACCUUGCUACUUCCUGCUCUUCGGUCCGUGGUUCGGACUAUGGAGCUGUGGGUGCAGCUGAAGCAGGCCGGACUGGAGCCCAGUGGAUUGGGUCCACUCCCCGAGGCUCUAAGGAUGCCCCCACCCGAGGGGAACCCUGGUCAGGCCCUUAUGACUUCAGGGGCAGAACUUGGGGGUGCCAGGGAACUGCUGCUGUGGAUCUGGGAGGAGUUGGGGAACCUGCGUCGAGUGGAUGUCCAGCUGUUGGGACAACUGUGUGACCUGGGACUGGAGAUAGGGACCCUUCGGGAAGAGCUGGCCACCAUCCUGGAAGAGGAGGAAGAGGAAGAAGAGGAGGAAGAGCACGAAGAGGAGAAGAGCUAUGUUGAAGAGGACAAAGGGCAGGAGGGGAAGCAGGAGGAAGAACAUUCAGGGAGCCCCUAUCCGUCCCAGCGCCUCCCUGACUUCGAAAUGACCAUCUGAGAUGAUUUGACACGCAAAUGAGAUGCAAAUUCAUGCAAAGAAAAGCGGAGAUUGAGACUCAAUGAUGCCCCUUCAGCAGACUGCUCUACCCAAAGAUGUGCUGUUGGAGAUCCCGGCAUUGGCCUGGGUGCUGUGGGCAGGUGUGAUUGUAGAUUUGGGAGGGACCCAGAAGCCACAGGUGUAUCUGUAGAGAUGUUUGCAGUGUGGCCUGGAGACCAGGUGCUUUGCAAAAGUGAUAGAGUCCUGGCAGACAGGUUUGAAGACCAAUUCCUCAUUAGUGUGGUAGGCGCCAUGGUCAUUAAGCAAUUGAAACGUGGUGGGUUCAGAUUGAGAUGUGGAGUAGGACAAAGGUCAAACACCUCCGUGGUAAAACCUCUCAACAGUUUAAACAACUCGACAACCACAUGUUGAAAAGAUAUUUUGAGUGUAUCAGAAUAUUGAUU
Messenger RNA from Mastomys coucha (southern multimammate mouse), 930 nucleotides. It is a transcript of the gene Erich4, whose product is annotated as glutamate rich 4. NCBI's taxonomy places the organism in Eukaryota, Metazoa, Chordata, Mammalia, Rodentia, Muridae. Bases 65 to 487 code for a protein of 140 amino acids. The record is from RefSeq and is a predicted model, not a curated record. The transcript is spliced from 2 exons.